Triticum urartu is the source of this 805-nucleotide messenger RNA. RefSeq names its product MLP-like protein 423. Gene Ontology annotation, molecular function: signaling receptor activity; abscisic acid binding; protein phosphatase inhibitor activity. The record is from RefSeq and is a predicted model, not a curated record. Gene Ontology annotation, biological process: abscisic acid-activated signaling pathway; defense response. Lineage: Eukaryota; Viridiplantae; Streptophyta; Magnoliopsida; Poales; Poaceae.
CUCGCCAUGGACAAACCACAAGCACCACAGUCACUUCACUGCUCAAGUAGCUGGCAAGAGCUUUGAACGCGUUGCAACCUUGCAUCCCGGUCGAUCGAUCGAUGGCGUCCAAGGUCGAGCUGGUGGUGGAGGUGAAGUCGCCGGCGGAGAAGCUGUGGACGGCGAUGCGCGAGUCGACGGAGCUGUUCCCCAAGAUCUUCCCCGAGCAGUACAAGAGCAUCGAGACCGUGGAGGGCGACGGCAAGUCCGCCGGCACCGUCCGCCUCAUCAAGUACACCGAGGGGGUUCCGAUGGUGACGUUCGCCAAGGAGAAGGUGGAGGUGGCGGACGACGAGAAGAAGGUGGUGUCGUACAGCGUGGUGGACGGCGAGCUGGUGAGCUUCUACAAGAACUUCAGGGUGACGGUGCAGGUGACCGACAAGGGCGCCGACGGCGCCGGCGCGGUGGUGAACUGGACCAUGGACUUCGACAAGGCCAGCGACGAGGUGCCCGAGCCGGACGUCAUCAAGGAGACCGCCGCCAAGACCUUCCACGACCUCGACGACUACCUCCUCAAGAACUAGCAGCUCUUAGCUGCCUCGUCGCUGGCCGCCGCGGACGAUCCUCCGUCCGUCCGUCCGUCCAUCCAUCCAUCCAUGAAUACUGUCGUUGUUGCCUGUUGUCUGCGGUGUCCCCGCACCAAGCUUACUCUCACGUAAACGACCGUGUGUACGGCCGUGUACGUGUGCAUCUGCCUGCGAUGGGACGGCCGCGUGAGUAGUGGAAUAAUAAAUAUAACAAUAAUAAAGUCGCAGCUUUAUGAUCA